Hemibagrus wyckioides is the source of this 5881-nucleotide messenger RNA. Its product is annotated as SH3 domain and tetratricopeptide repeat-containing protein 1. NCBI's taxonomy places the organism in Eukaryota, Metazoa, Chordata, Actinopteri, Siluriformes, Bagridae. The record is from RefSeq and is a predicted model, not a curated record. The coding region runs from base 466 to 4443 and encodes 1325 amino acids. Gene Ontology annotation, molecular function: protein binding. The transcript has 18 exons.
GCUUUGUGCCUUUAAAUCCCUGUUUGUUCACUUAGUGAUUAUUAACUUAGCAACAAAAACCACACCAAGGUCAUUUCUCUCCAAAACGGAGCUUUACGCUAUGAAUGCAAGAAACCUUCACCUAAUGGACGGAUUCAUUUUCCUUUGCGAGCUUUAUAUACUUUAGAACACCUUUUGUUUGUUUCACAAGAACAACAAUUUAACGGGACAGUAAAGUGUAAAGUAUCCUCUAGUUUCCAGCUGCGUUUUAUCUGAGGAGCCUGCAGCUGCUGUGCGCGUGACCUGGGCUCCUUCCCAUAAACAGCACACUUACGCACUAAAUACAGGUGGCAGUAACCUACUAUUUCGGCAUGUGGUUUGAGGCAUUACGAAAGCACCUAGUAUUCAUACUAUUUACCACAUACUAAGGUAGGUAGGAUGAUGGUUUGGACGUAACCACAGUCACAUGGCUCUCAUGCAUGUUUGAUGAAGGCUACUUUGAUUUUGACCAUGGAUCAGCAAAGCAUGGCGAGUUUUAAGGUGAACUCGGGAUGCCAAAGAUCUGGACAGUUACGACAUGAAUUGUCUGUGGAGCAAACCAGCAAUGAUCUGGACACGUUUAAAACCGUGGACAUGGAAAAUAAGCUUUUAAGAACAACAGGGAGUGUAAAAGGGACCUCAAUCAUUUCUGAAGACAAAAUCCCCACAGUAUUGCCGCUUCAGCUGGCUAUAGCAGAAGGUCCGGACCGGCUUCCUGCUGACAAGAACACACAGGAAGUUCUGUGUGGGAAGCUGCGUGUGCUGGAGGCUGACCUCUGCAAUAUUACAUCCUUGCUCUCUGAAUUUUCUGCUCAUCUGGUGUCCAUCAACAGUGAGGAAAGGACCAUAUUUAUCACUUUUAAAACAUUUGAGGAAAUAUGGAAGUUCACCACAUACCACAGAAUGGGUUUCCUGCGUCAGUGUUUGGGGAAUCUUCUUUUGGACCAAGAAUUCUGGCUUAACGCUUUAGACCAGGAGGACUCAGGAAUUGAGGUCUCGUUUAAUGAGGAGGCUCUAAAUCAGAUGUACAAAGGCUUUUUGAUGCAAGAAGGCUCUUUUUUUGGGACUUGCACAGUGAAUCAGAUGUUUGACAGCUCCACCUCAGGCAGUGAUCUUUAUCUUGAAAAGGGUGAUAUUGCUCUGUUUGAGCCUCCAUUUCUGGGUUCAGGGUGGACUGUGCUAUCACUGGCAGAUGGAUCAAGAGGGACUAAAGCUCGGCCAGCACUGGAACCUGUUAUUCCAUUUCAUGAGUGGUUUCUGAAGUCAUGUCCUGAAUGGGUUUUGGUAGGCAGUGGAAAAACAUGCUCUGAUCUCCCAUUUCAAAUUGCUUUAGGUAUCUGUGAGGCUACAGAGGUGUAUGAUGGUAAUGGACCAGAUGAGCUCAGUUUUGAGGCUGGUGAUCGCAUCAUCAUCACAGGCCUACUGGUGACCUGUUUUGAGUGGUUCAUGGGCAAGCUGGAGAGGACUGGUGAAAUGGGACUUGUCAAAACGAGCCUUGUAAAAGCAACCGAGUCUCUUUCUGAAGCUGAUGAAAUAUUUAUGAAACAAGAAGACAGAACCAUUUUCAACUUGGAACAAGAGACGAUUAAAAAGGAAACUAUUGCUUUUUUAAAGAAAACCUGCCAAGGCAAUCUUACUACAGUCUACAAACUUGAUUCAGCAAAUUCAAGAUCAGUUGAAGAUGGACCCAGCGACAGUGAAUGUGUAGGCAUGAACAGAAAUAUCAGCAAUAUUUUGAGUGAAAUAAAGGAAAAUCUUCAAAAUGACCAGACACAAGACAGCGAGAAGCUCCGAAUAGAUAAGCCCAUCAGAUCCACAGAGUCACCCCAGGAUAUCCCUCACUUUACUGUAUGUUCAGAACAGGAUGGAUCCAGUCCAGAUAGAUAUUAUUCCCUCCUGUCCUUCCUAAGCAGCAGGGAUCAUCUGCCUGAGUUUCAGCUUCUCUAUGCUGCCUACCCAGAAUUCCUCCUUUUGCAUUUCCAGGGCCACAGUGAUGAGGAGGAGCUGGUAGCAUAUUUAGGUGUUGCACGGGAAAUGGCAAGAAAAAAACGGAUGUCAUGGGCACAGAGCAGAAUCUGUUUCCUCUUGGGACAGUUGUGUGCGGGAAGGUCAAAGUUCUCCCAGGCACGCGUGUAUUAUGAGGAAGCCUUAAGCAUACCCAGAGACUAUUUCACAGAUAGGUACCUUCUCUCUGCCAUCUACUCUAACCUGGCCCUCAUCUAUCUCACACAAAAAAAUGCAGAGAAGUAUCUCGCUCUAUCUGAACGCUUUGCUGCUUUAUUGAUGGCAUUCUGUGACUAUUUAUCUGGCACAGAAGACCCAGAGGUGUUGAAGUUUGCGCUGAAAAAGGCAAUUCUCUCCUAUAACAAAGCUGCAGAAGCCCGCGUCUGUUUCCUGCUAGCCAAGUUUUAUCUGAAGCUUGGAGAAGGGAUGAGUGCAGUGCCUUUCAUUGAGCGCCUACAGAUUUUGGCAGAUGAGAUGCCUGGAACAUGUGACAGGAUGCGAAGUCAUAGUUUUUUACUUUUAGCAAAGCUUUAUAGUGACUGUGGUCUUCUUUACCUAGCUGAGAGCUCAGCGCAGCAAGCAUGUCAACAGGUGUCUUCGUCUGUCACUGACUGUUUCUGCAGCAUCUCUUUGCUGUUAGAGAUAGCUCGUGAACUGUAUGGUGUGGACAUCCCAGCACAGGUGGCUCCAUGUUUGACUCGAGCUGCUGCUUUAGAAUCUGCUGACAUGGAGCCCAGUCUUUCACAUGCCUAUGCCCUGUGUCUGUCUUGGCUCUUCCACAAGCAUGGCAUGCCUAAAAAGGCAGUUCAUUACAUGUGUGACUUCCUUAACCAUUCCUCUGCUACCACUCUCAGCCAGUCUGAUGCCAGCGCUGUACUUAUCUGGCUGGCGUGGUUGUAUAUCUGUGACUUGCAGCACCACAGUGCACUGGAUGUUCUGGACUCAGUCCUGUCCUCCCUCCCCGAGCACUGCACAACCCAGCUGGAGGGUGUCAUUUAUAAUAUGCGUGGUAUCACUUUGAGACACGCCGGUGAUGUCAAACAAGCCGCAGAGAAUUUCCAUGCUGCAGUCGAUGUCUGUGAGGAGUUUGAAGACAGACGCAACUGGGCCAUAGCACUUGCUAACUUUGGCUUCUUGAGUCUGCAGGCCAACGCAAAGAGGGUAGCGGAAGAGCAGCUUACCCAGGCAAUAGAGCUAUUCUCUGAGCUAGAGGAUGAAGACCAUGAGCUGAACUUUGUUGUUGUACUUCUAGCACUUGGGAAGCUUUAUAUCACGCAGGGUUUUUGUGAGAAAGGAAAGGUCUGCUAUGAGUGGGCCCUGCUGAUUUCCAUCCUCAGUGAUAACUCAGAGAGCCAGCUGCAAGCUACGCAUCACCUUUGCCAGCUCUAUAGUGAAGCAUGUCCCGAUGAAGCUCAGUGUAUCAUCUACAACGAACACCAGCUGAACCUGCUGCACCAGACAGGAGACAGAACCCUGGAGGCAGAGAUAUUGGAGAAGAUCAGUCUGCUGUACCUCAGCCUGGGCACAGAGAAAGCAAAUAGAUGUGCUCUGGACUACACCAAAAGAAGUAUAGGGAUCUACAUCGACAUGGGAACGAAGAGGAAAGAGGCUCACGGGUGGCUUCAGGCAGGAAAAAUCUACCACCUCCUCAAACAGACUGAGCUGGUGGAUCUCUAUGUGCAGGUAGCGCAGGACAUUGCUUUAAGCACCGGAGACACACUAUUCAUUCUGGAGCUGUUGGAGGUGGCAGGGGACGUGUUCUUUAACAGCACACAGGACAGAGAGAAAGCUGUCUGCUUCUACAGGGAUCGAGCUCUUCCAAUAGCAGUGAAGACAAGCAGUGUGCGUUGUCAGCUCAGAUUGUGCAAUAAGCUAGCAGAGUUGCUGCUCCAGUUGGGACAGCAUAGAGAAGCUCUGGAGUUUGCACAGACUGCAUUAGAGAUCAGUGUCAGUCUGGCUGACCGUUUGAAUGAGCGUGUGGCGUUUCAUCGGCUGGCUACGCUCUACCACUGCCUGAGUCAGUUUGAGCUGGCUGAACACUACUUCCUCAAGGCGCUCUCACUCUGUCCCUCACCCUUGCAGUUUGAUGAGGAAGCUCUGUACUAUGUCAAGGUCUAUCAAACACUGGGUGACAUUAUCUUCCACGAUCUGAAGGACCCAUUUGAUGCAGCAGGUUAUUACCAUCUCGCCCUGGCAGCUGCUAUGGACCUGGGCAAUAAGAAGUCUCAGCUUGAGCUGUGUACUCGCCUAGCCACUAUCUACCACAACUUCCUCAUGGAUCGUGAGCUCUCCCUGCACUUCUACCAACGUGCCCGGGUCUUUGCUGCUGAUCUUAAUAUCCGCCGCAUCAACCUAUCACCAGACCAGAGUUUCUGCACCAAAUCCCAAUACAGGAUCACAGCCUCACAGGAGACAGGCUAGACAAUCAAACAGUACUGAGAAAACAGAAACCUAAACUGCACUGAAGCACACCAUUGUAAUGUUUACAGUCUUCUGACCAGAUGUUUUGUGUAUUGGUUCAUUUACUUUUAUGUGAGUUGACUGGCUUGCUGAUAUUUGAAGACAGAAAUCCUAACUGAUUUAACAUUUGCUUAUGUUGCUCCAGGAGUCAAUUUUAAAGAGUGUCCACUAAAGGAUAAAAUGUAUGUAUAUGUAAUAUAUGACUGAAGAAAAUCAAUCCACAUUAAGUAGAUGAAUAUAAUAAUAAUAACAAUAAUAAUAAUAAUUAUAAUAAUAAAUACAGAAUCUUUAUGUACAUGUCCAUGCCUCUAAUCAGCCAUUAUUUCAUUCGGCAUUUGGCAAGCUAAAGUUACUAUUGCUAAAGUUAUACAUUUCUAAGCGAGUGUGUGUGUGUGUGUGUGUGUGUUGCCCUUCAGUGGACCCAGGGUGUAUUCCUGCUUCAUGUCCAGUAUUCCUGGGAUGGACUCCAGAUUCACCUCAAUCCUGGUAUAAAUUGAUUACUGCAAAAUACCACAUCCUCAAACAGACGGAGAGAAAGAAUAAACCAAUGAAUAUUAAUAGAAACCAGACAAUUAAAGGCAAGGCUUUAAAUGUAAGUGUAACCUAAACAUGACUGGAGUAAUAUGCUCUGGUUAACAUACAUCUGGAUCUGGCUUUUAAAUGAUAACAAUGUUUUACAGAUGGUACUUAUGUAAAACCCAAAUGAAAGACCAGCAUCAGGAGCAAAUCCUAGGCCCUUCAGAGCAGCCCAACAUUUUUUUGUACUUGCACAAAAAAAACAUGACAACAAUCCCCAACUUUGUUUCUUUCAGUCACAGUACCGAAUGUAAAACCUUAAAUUUUAACUAAAUUUUAAAAUUACAUUAGAAAAAAAAAAAUUAUUCAGAAAUGGACAUUCAGUUCUUCGUGUAAUGUAAGAUAAAAUCAUGCACAGCUGUAAAUAUUGUUAAAUUAUUAACGUAUUCUAAGUUGUCCUGCAGAAUUACGUGAGUUUAAGCCUGGGUAAUGUCGAAUCGGUUUAACUCCUGGAAUCAAGUGAAAACAAAGAGAUGCUCUGUUUUCACUAAGUGCUGAAAAUGACUGAUGUUACAGUUUCAAAUAAAUAUCUUCAUGGCUGGUGAGAGCCCACAACUCGACCUGAACUGCUCUUCUCUGUCAAAACAAACACCAAAAGCUAAAACUCUGACACUUGCAAGUGUGUAUGUGUUAACACGACAUGACCAACAUGUGUUACAUAGGUGUCUGGCCUGAGCUCUUCAGAUGGACCAUAAACCCCUCUUCACAACAGAGCCAGCCGUGUGAGAACACCGCAAGAUCUCCUCAUGAUCACACAUUUUUUUUUAAUGAAGGAGGUGACACUGUGCUAUAACAUCAUCAAGGAUCAAGUGAAAACUAUAAA